AUGGCGCCACGACGCGCAGGCCAGCCCUUCCGCCGGGUGGGCAAAUUGGGCAACACAUCCUACGGCCCACGGAAACCGAAUACGGUCGAUGCCUCGUCACUACGCAGUGGUGAGGGUACGUCACAAAACGAGAAACUCGAAUCCACCCGCUUGGCGAACCGCAUUGAUGAGACCAUGGGCUUUGCACGCUUCGAUUCUGGGAAGAAGAAAGUCGGAUGGCUCGUCAACAUGCAUUCGACAACGAUAGAGGACGAGGACGUGCCAGGCGGCAAAGCAGGUGUGGACUUUUACUUCAUUGGCGAAGAAGGCGACACGUUCAAGGCGACGCUAGAGUACGACCCCUACUUUCUGCUGGCCAUCAAGAAGGGCAGAGAACAAGACGUGGAAGAGUACUGCAAAAAAGCAUUUGAGGGCUUGAUCAAAUCGAUCAAGAUAGUAGAGAAGGAGGACCUGAGCAUGCCAAAUCAUCUCACAGGAUACCGGAGGAAGUUCUUACAACUUACGUUCGCAAACGUCAAUGAUCUGUUGGCUGUACGAAAGGCUGUCAAUCCAAUCGUGGAGAAGAACAAGAAGAAUGUCAACGCGAUGGACACAUAUGCAGAAGUUGCAAAUGGCAACGGCGACUUCGACUUCUUUGAUAACGACGAGCACGAAUACGAGAAACGAUUUAUGACCACCGUUGACGCAAGCGAUUUCAUUUUAGAUAUCCGGGAAUACGACGUUCCCUACCACGUGCGAGUAGCUAUCGACAAGGACGUUCGAAUUGGAAAUUGGUAUACUGUCGAGGCCAAGCAUGGUGUAAUAAGCAUCAAGUGCAUAGAGGACCGCCUCACACCAGCGGAUCCUGUCGUAAUGGCAUACGAUAUCGAAACGACAAAACUACCGCUGAAGUUCCCAGACGCUGCCAUUGAUCAGAUUAUGAUGAUAUCGUACAUGAUUGAUGGCCAGGGAUUCCUCAUCACUAAUCGCGAGAUCGUAUCAGAAGACAUUGCAGACUUUGAGUACACGCCAAAACCGGAGUACCAAGGACCCUUCAUGAUCUUCAACGAACCGGACGAGAAGGCGUUGUUGGAACGCUUCUUCGAACAUAUCAAGAUAGCUAAGCCGACAGUCAUGGUGACAUACAACGGAGACUUCUUCGAUUGGCCAUUCGUCGAAGCAAGAUCUAGUGUACAGGGUAUCGACAUGUAUCAAGAGAUUGGAUUCAGGAAGAACAGCGAGGACAUCUACCAGUCAGAUUAUUGUGCGCAUAUGGAUGCCUUUGCCUGGGUUAGUCGAGACAGUUACCUGCCUCAAGGAAGUCGUGGUCUAAAGGCCGUGACGAUGGCUAAGCUCGGAUACGACCCUGACGAGCUCGACCCGGAACUCAUGACGCCUUACGCAGCCGAACGACCACAGACGCUUGCAGAGUACUCCGUCUCCGAUGCUGUUGCCACUUACUACUUGUACAUGAAAUAUGUACAUCCAUUCAUUUUCGCUUUGUGCAAGAUUCUUCCACUCGGACCGGACGAUGCGUUGCGCAAGGGUACAGGUACCCUCUGCGAGAUGCUUUUGAUGGUGCAGGCAUACCAGAAGGGCAUCGUGCUACCAAACAAGCACAAUCCGCCAAAGGAAGCUUUUUGGGAAGGUCAUCUUCUCGAGUCAGAAACCUAUGUUGGAGGUCACGUCGAAGCGCUGGAAGCUGGCGUGUUCCGAAGCGAUAUCGCCUACAACUUCGCUGUCGACCCCACGGCCAUUGACGAACUGCUCAACGAUCUUGAUGCAGCACUGAAGUUCAGUAUCGAAGUUGAGGAGAAAAAAAAGAUGGAAGACGUAACCAAUUACGACGAGAUCAAAGCUGAGAUCGUUGAAAAGCUCAUGCAGCUCAAGAACACACCAAACCGUAACGAACGGCCUCUCAUCUAUCACUUGGAUGUCGCAUCUAUGUAUCCCAACAUUAUGACAACAAAUCGACUACAGCCUGAUUCUAUGAUUAACGAAUCAAAUUGCGCGGCUUGCGACUUCAACCGCCCAGGAAAAACAUGCGAUCGGCGAAUGCCAUGGGCCUGGAGAGGUGAAUACCUACCAGCCAAGCGCGACGAAUACAACAUGGUUCGGAACGCUUUAGAAAACGAGCAGUUUCCUGGAAGGUUCCCGAACUCGCCAAAGCGAACAUUUCAAGAACUCUCGGAAGAAGAACAGGCUACGCUGGUCAGAAAACGUCUGACAGACUACUCCAAAAAGAUCUACCACAAGGUCCACGAUGCUACGACGAUCGAGCGCGAGGCCAUCAUUUGCCAGCGUGAGAACCCGUUCUAUGUCGACACCGUCAGUGGCUUCCGUGAUCGACGUUACGACUUCAAGGGCAAGCAGAAGGUCUGGAAGGGCAAGACGGAAGCACUCAAAGCAGCUGGCGCCCCCGCCACGGAGAUCGAGGACGCAAAGAAGAUGAUUGUUCUUUUCGACUCUAUGCAGUUGGCUCACAAGGUCAUUCUCAACUCCUUCUACGGUUAUGUCAUGCGAAAGGGAUCUCGUUGGUACUCUCUUGAAAUGGCUGGUGUUACUUGCUUGACUGGUGCUCGUAUCAUUCAGUUGGCCCGCUCGCUUGUAGAGCGCAUUGGACGACCCUUGGAAUUGGAUACCGACGGUAUCUGGGCAAUUUUGCCCGCGACGUUCCCUGAAAACUUCGCGUUCAAACUCAGCAACGGCAAGAAGCUGACCAUCUCAUACCCUUGUACGAUGUUGAACCAUUUGGUUCACGCACAGUACACCAAUCACCAGUAUGAGACAUUGGUAGAUCCGGAGACGUUCCGGUACGAGAAGCAUAGCGACAACUCCAUCUUCUUCGAAGUCGACGGGCCGUACAAAGCUAUGAUCCUGCCAACUUCAAAAGAGGAGGAUAAGAACUUGAAGAAGCGUUAUGCAGUGUUCAACCACGACGGUAGCUUGGCGGAAUUGAAGGGUUUCGAGGUGAAGCGUCGUGGUGAGCUGAAGCUCAUCAAGAACUUCCAAGCUCAGAUUUUCAAGUUCUUUCUGGAAGGUACAACGCUUGAGGAGACGUAUGGAGCUGUCGCCAAGGUCGCCAACCGAUGGCUUGAUAUUCUGGACACUCGCGGUGCAACACUGGCAGACGAAGAGCUCAUCGAUCUCAUUGUCGAGAACAAGAGUAUGACAAAGACAUUGGAGGAGUACGGAGCGCAAAAAUCAACUGCCAUCACGACUGCCAAACGUCUUGCUGAGUUCUUGGGCGAACAGAUGGUGAAGGACAAGGGUUUGAACUGCAAGUACAUCAUCUCAAAGACACCUAGGAAUGCUCCCGUCACCGAGCGCGCCGUACCCUUGGCAAUCUUUUCGGCUGAAGAGUCUGUCAGAAGGUAUUUCUUGCGGAAGUGGUUGCGAGACGACCCAGGAGAGAUGGACAUCCGAACAAUUCUUGACUGGGAUUACUACCGUGAACGUCUGGCGUCUGUCAUCCAAAAGCUCAUCACCAUCCCCGCAGCGUACCAGAAAGUCCGAAACCCCGUUCCUAGGGUGCCGCAUCCGGACUGGCUCGACCGCAGGAUCCGUCAGAAGGAGGACAAGUUUCAACAGACAAAGAUGACAGACAUGUUCAGUAAGAAGGUCGUGACGAACGGUGACGCCAACGUUGCGAACAACAAGCUGUCUGGAGACUUUGAGGAUUUCGGCUCCGCAAAGUUGACCCAGAACCAAUCCCAAAUGAAGAAAGGAAUAGUCACCAAGAUGGUGGCGAAGCGCAAGGAGCCUGAGCCUGCAGUGCCUAUUGUCGACCCGUAUGCUGCAUUACCCAAAGUCAUGCCGAGCAUCGAUCAUGACUAUUCCGGAUGGUUGGCGUAUCAGAAACAGAAGUGGAGGAUCCAGCGAGAAGCACGGAAGCGCAGACGACAGCUAUUCGGAGAGAAGGCUGUUGAUGCUUCUGACGCGAUCGGUAGCUUUUUCAGGAACCAAGCUCAGUCUUUGUAUAUCAGCACGUGGCAGCUUGUCCAGUUACGACCAACAGAAACACCGGGCGAGGUCAGGGCUUUCGUCCUGAUCGACAAGAAGAUUCAUGCUCUCAAGAUCAUCGUACCUCGGACGCUGUACCUGAAUCUGAGAAGUGAAGACCUUCCGGAUGUCUCGAUCAGUGGGUGCUCUGUGGAAAAGGUUGUCAACCACUCUCUGCCGAACGGACACCCUUCUAUCCAUCUGUUCAAGCUCCAGAUGUCGGAAGAGACGUACGUCCAGGAAGCAAACAGCAUCUCUGCACUGUUCAACCACACUAGUGUUGAAGGCGUAUACGAGAAGCAGGUACCGCUGAAUAUCCGAGCCAUCCUCGAGCUCGGAAGUACCUGCACAUUCGACGAGUCACAGAAGGGUGUGCUCGGAAAGGGUCUGGAACAAGGCUUCGGUUUGUCGGCGCUGCGAAAGGUAAAGACUAAAGAGCCAUACCUGGCUGAGGCGCCUUUCAACUAUCUAUACCUGUACCAUGUCAGGAGUGGUGACCGCAACAUCUAUGCCAUCUUCUCGACGUCGAAGAGCGAGGCGCACAUCGUCAUCCAAAACAAGACCAAGGAUUCUCAGAUGCCAAAUGUAGACCGCAUCUACAGAGAUGCCCUGCAAAGACGAGUGGAAGACAGCAACGGCGAGCCGUGGCAGACCAUGAUCGAGUACCAGGAAGACAUACACUUCAAGACGACGAUGGUAACCACAAAGCGAAAAGCUCUUCUUGAGAUUGGGGAUGCUAUCAAGAAGAUGAAGGCAGACGAAAGUGGACCUAUCAUCACGGUCAUACAAUCACCAAACCAGGCUCUUCUCUCGCAUGACAUCCCUGUUCUCAAGGAACUGCCAAUUUUACCACUUCACGCCGAUGAGUCCGACAAGCAACUACCACCCCUCGGCUGGCAAGCGUUCAUCGCCAGGCGAGUAGUAGGCCAUUAUCUCGAUCUCGGAUCCUGGGUCGCUCAUCUGCUAGAGCUUGCUCGUUAUGGAGAUAUUCCGCUCUGCAACCUUGAGAGCAACGACCCACGCUUCCUGAUCGACAUUGCAUACGCGCGACGCUUGCAGAAGGAACGGGUGAUACUCUGGUGGUCUGGCCAGGCGAAGCCUGAUCAUGCUGGCUAUGAGAAAGACGAUAUCCUCGCACCCCUGGAGACGGUGGACAUGCCAUCGAUCAACAACCCAGGGACAUACUCGUCAGUGUGCAUUGAUAUCAAUCUUCGCAACCUCGCUAUCAACACGAUCUUAUCAUCCUCAUUGAUCAACGAACUUGAGGGCUCUGACUCUGUUUCCUUCAAUCCUGCGGCCCCGUCUUACGACUCCACGAACGAUGGCUCCAAUAUCAUCUACUCAGACAACGCUUUCGCAAGCGCUGGUAUCACAGUCCUCCGAGAGAUGGUCAAAGCAUGGUGGGUAGAGGCUGUCAAUGCUGGUCGCGGCUUUAGCAUGGCCGAUGUCAUGGUUCAGCAUCUCGUCCGCUGGGUUAGUAGUCCGGGGUCCUUCCUCUACGAUCGCUCCCUACACUACUACGUUCAGAUGAUGUCAAAGAAGACGCUACAGCAACUAAUGACGGACUUCAAGCGCGUCGGUUCACAUAUCGUAUUCGCUAGUCCGAACCGUCUACUUCUCCAGACAACCAAAGCCGAAGUGGGGAACGCUUACGCAUACAGUCAAUACAUCAUCAAGACCAUCAAGUCGAAACCUCUAUUCCAGUUCAUGGAGCUUGAAAUCAAGGAAUACUGGGACUACCUGGUGUGGUAUGACGAGUUCAACUAUGGCGGCAAGGGCUGCAGUGAGGUGACUGAGGAUGAGACGCAACCAGUUGAGAACAUCAUGUGUUGGCAGCUCGCACAAUUCUUGCCACCAAAGUUCCAGCCUACAUUCAACGACUGGAUCGUCGAAUUCAUCGAGCUCAUGCACGCACGAAAACGCCCUGCUAUCACGGAGGAUGGCUCGACACCUAGAGUUACACAGAUCCCGCUCCGACCAUUAACUGUUGAUCCGAAUGAACAAACACAGCUUCUCCCCAAGCAGUUCACCAGGCCUCUCUCUAAACAGAUGAAUGUCUUCGCCAAGAAGCAGCAUGCAGAGGUCUUGGAUCCUCUCUUCGCACCUGAUUAUGUCUUUCCCGAGCUUCCGGGCUCGCACCUCAAGCUCACAAAUCCUGUCUUACAACUCGUCAAGAGCAUCAUGCAAGUCUUGAGUCUGGACCGUGCCAUAUCUCUCGAAGCGCGUGCACUGCGAAAGGAGUUGCUGAACCUCUUCGACAUCCGCGAGUUCAGCGCAGAAGCAACGUUCGUCAAUCCCAGCGCCGCCCUCGUCGUCCGAGGCCUCAUCUGCGAAGACUGUACAUCCUCACGCGAUCUGGAUCUCUGUCGCGACUCUUCUCUCCUCCCAGCCAUCCUACCCGACAGCGACGCCGCUCCCGUCCUCCCCAAAUGGAAAUGCGACAACUGCGACUCAACCUACGACAAACGGCGCAUCGAAGAGCAACUUGUUAGCGAAGUGCAAAAGAUGUACAAGCCUCUCUUGAUCAAUUGGCUUGAUUCCGUUGCGAAAAUGGCGCCAGCACUCACAUCUUCCACACCUGCUGCGCCGCAUACCCUCUCCUCCCCAGGCGCCACCACAACAAUCAAAGCACCAAAGUCCAUCUUCCCAGACGGAAUUAAGACCUCAGGCCAACAUGAGCCCGUCUACUCCCUGCUACGCCCCUACUCCGAUUUCCCCAAGGAAAUCACUGGCUCAACAGCAUGGGACAAAACAGACUACGAGUCCAACCCCGAACGUUGGACGCACGUCUUCUCACCCGAUGAGGUGCGCGAGAUAAGCGAAGCAGCAGACUCGUUCAUCGCCUCCGGAACACCUUUGACAGGUAUCACAAAGAAUCUUUUCCCACUACCCAACUUCUCAAAGUUUCUGGAGCCGCUGAGAAAGGAAUUGAUCGAUGGGAAGGGAUUCAUUCUCUUCAAGGGUAUGCCCGUUGAGCAGUGGGGGAACCAGAAAUCCGCGGUUGCGUAUAUGGGUUUGGGCACGUAUUUGGGCUAUUUUGUCAGCCAGAAUAGUCGGGGCCAUGUGCUUGGGCACGUUAAGGAUCUAGGUGAAGACGCGACUGCGAUUGAUAAAGUAAGAAUCUACCGGACGAACGCGAGGCAAUAUUUCCAUGCCGAUGAUUCGGAUCUCGUGGGCUUGUUGUGUGUGGCCAAGGCAUUGGAGGGGGGAGAAUCUGAUCUCGUUAGUAGCCAUUCAGUAUGGAACGAACUUCAAAAGCACCACCCAGACGUCGCCGAACUGCUCACCCAGCCAAUCUGGUACUUUGACCGCAAAGGCGAGACGAGUAUAGGACAAAAAGAAUGGAUCAAAACCGCCGUAUACUACCUCGAGACGGGUGACAACCCGAGAGUCUACAGCAAAUUUGAUCCCUACUUCGUCCGCUCCCUAACCCGUUUCUCGGACGCAGGCCAUAUUCCCCCUCUUUCCGAAGCGCAAGAACGCGCCAUCACUAUCCUCGAGGAGACGUGCCAAAAGCUUGCGCUGCACAUGAUUCUGGAUGUGGGUGAUAUCCAGUUCCUAUCCAACAACCAUGUAUUCCAUGCGAGGACAGCGUACAAAGACUAUGCACCACCGGCUCCCAGGAGGCACUUGAUGAGGUUAUGGCUGAGUACACCCGAGGGCGAGGGUGGGUGGAAGUUGCCGUUCCACGACAGUAAGGAGAAAAAGAGAGGUGGAAUCCAGGUCGAUGAUACGCCGCCGGUAGCACCUUAUGAUGCGGAGUAG
Messenger RNA from Alternaria atra, 7746 nucleotides. RefSeq lists its product as uncharacterized. The record is from RefSeq and is a predicted model, not a curated record. Lineage: Eukaryota; Fungi; Ascomycota; Dothideomycetes; Pleosporales; Pleosporaceae. The transcript has 5 exons. The coding region runs from base 1 to 7746 and encodes 2581 amino acids. Gene Ontology annotation, molecular function: nucleotide binding; DNA-directed DNA polymerase activity; DNA binding. Gene Ontology annotation, biological process: DNA replication proofreading; base-excision repair, gap-filling; leading strand elongation. Gene Ontology annotation, cellular component: epsilon DNA polymerase complex; nucleus.